AUCGAUAAUAUUUAUUAGUUUGUCCGAUUUCUUAUUGCAAUAAAGUCAUUGUUUGCGUUAAGAACCUAGAUAAUGGGCAUAUCUACGGCGGUGCUGCGUACCCAGUUGAUGGGCUUGACCAACUUCAUUGGUACGCACAAGGACCAAGCGGACAAGUACCGCCAGCUGCUGAAGAGUGUCCUAGCAAACACCGGUCCCGAAUUGAUCGAUACACUGAAACUCUUUGUGGAGGCCAUUGUCAACGAGCAUGUUAGCCUGGUCAUAGCUCGUCAGAUACUGAACGAUGUCGGCGUCGAGCUGAGUAAACUGCCCGACGACAUGUCCAAGCAGCUAUCCCAUUUCACACUGGAGAAGGUGCACCCACGCGUCAUAUCGUUUGAGGAGCAGGUGGCCGGCAUCCGUUUCCAUUUGGCCAACAUAUACGAGCGUAAUCAACAGUGGCGCGAUGCGGCUACCGUUUUGGUUGGCAUUCCCCUCGAGACGGGCCAGAAACAAUACUCCGUGGAGUGCAAAUUGGGCACAUACUUGAAAAUAGCACGUCUCUAUCUGGAGGACAAUGAUUCAGUGCAGGCCGAGCUGUUCAUUAAUCGCGCCUCGCUGCUCCAGGCAGAAACAAACUCCGAGGAAUUGCAGGUUUUGUACAAAGUGUGCUAUGCCCGCGUCCUCGACUACCGCCGCAAAUUCAUCGAGGCUGCCCAACGCUACAACGAACUGUCCUACCGCAAAAUAGUGGACCAGGGCGAGCGGAUGACAGCGCUAAAGAAGGCGUUGAUCUGCACGGUGCUCGCCUCGGCUGGGCAGCAGCGCUCCCGCAUGCUGGCCACGCUCUUCAAGGAUGAGCGCUGCCAGCAUUUGCCAGCCUAUGGCAUACUGGAGAAGAUGUACUUGGAGCGCAUUAUACGUCGCUCGGAGCUGCAGGAGUUUGAGGCAUUGCUGAUGGACCAUCAAAAGGCUGCCACACCGGAUGGCUCUUCCAUAUUGGAUCGCGCUGUCUUUGAGCACAAUUUGUUGUCCGCCAGUAAAUUGUACAAUAACAUAACAUUCGAGGAACUCGGCGCCCUGUUGGACAUACCCGCUGCCAAGGCGGAGAAGAUCGCCUCGCAAAUGAUCACCGAGGGACGCAUGAACGGGCACAUUGACCAAAUCUCGGGCAUUGUGCACUUUGAGAAUCGUGAACUGCUGCCCCAAUGGGAUCGUCAAAUUCAAUCGCUGUGCUAUCAAGUUAAUUCCAUUAUAGAGAAAAUCGGCGUGGCCGAGCCGGACUGGCUGGAUCAACAGAACUGAUCAUGCGAGGUGGGCAGACUGCAUCAUACAAAACUUUACUGAAAUUCUCAUCCUGAUCUGGGAAAGUUCGACAUGUUUUACAUUUAAUUUAACGCUUGCCGCCGCCGAGUUCCAUGUGUAAAUUUCAUUUUGAAUUUAAGAAAUAAAUGGCUAAAAUGCAUACAAAAUGAUUCCAUGAAUCAGUGCACAUUCGAAACAAUAGUAAAAUAUAAAUUCAAUUUAUAUGAAACAUGUACAUACACACAUAUUCACAAUAGUAUUUCUAUUCGUAUAAUUCACAAAAAGUCUGUGUAUAUAAACAAUUUUAAGUCUUAGACAGCUAGCGGAAAGUUUUGCUUUUGUAUACAAUACAAAUACA
Messenger RNA from Drosophila novamexicana, 1642 nucleotides. RefSeq names its product COP9 signalosome complex subunit 4 (gene CSN4). Gene Ontology annotation, cellular component: cytosol; COP9 signalosome. The coding region runs from base 73 to 1284 and encodes 403 amino acids. The transcript has 2 exons. The record is from RefSeq and is a predicted model, not a curated record. Lineage: Eukaryota; Metazoa; Arthropoda; Insecta; Diptera; Drosophilidae.